AUGGAUAAGGAUAUCCUGUGGGCCACCACGAUCGUUGACCAAAAAGCUGAGUUGGACCAACAAGAGCAGAAACACAGAACACAUGCCCGGAAGCUGGGAAUUUUGAUUGUGGAUGACACUAAAUACAGAAGUGAGAUGAGGAAUGAGUCACUCAAUCAGAGUUUUGCAAAUAUUCAGCGGUGAUGUCAUCAGGUGGAGGAGCGGUUGAGGAGGACCUCAUCUGAUCUUAGGUAUGAGAUAGUGGAUCUAGGUGGUGCUGAGAAUAUUACUGAGCUCCGUUCGAGGAAAAAGAUGAAGAAUAAAGAAGCAAAAUCUAGUAACCUAACCAAUGUUCAUGUGGGUCCUGUGGAUUGUGUAAACUUCUUAAAGGCAUCCGCAAACGGAAACCUCAAAGUGGUUGAUAAGUUCUUAGAAGAAGGAGGAGACCCAAAUACAGCUGACGAGUUCAGAAAAUCAGCACUUCACAGGGCUGCCUUUGAAGGUCAUGUUAAGAUAGUGGAGAGCUUACUUGAUAAAGGAGCAAAUAUCGACUUCCAAGACCGGUUGGCGUGUACGGCAGUGCACUGGGCCUGCAGGGGUGGACGUCUGGAUGCUCUUAAACUCCUGCAGAGCAAAGGAGCUGACUUAAAUGUCAAAGACAAACUUCUGAGCACUCCAUUACAUGUGGCUACCAGAACAGGCCACUGGGACAUUGUGGAGCAUCUUGUGUCCAGUGGUGUCCAGAUUGAUGCCAAAGAUUGGGAGGGCGAUACUGCGUUGCAUGAUGCUGUCAGACUGAACCGAUACAAAAUCAUCAAGUCGCUCAUAUUGGCCGGAGCAGACAUGAAGAUUAAGAAUGCUGAGGGUGUUACAGCAACGGAGCAGGUGAAGAUGUGGCAGUGUGACAUUAAGGAGAUGCUGGAGAAACUGGAGCAGAUGAAAUAA
This is a messenger RNA of Neoarius graeffei (lesser salmon catfish), 924 nucleotides long. RefSeq names its product ankyrin repeat domain 2 (stretch responsive muscle) (gene ankrd2). Gene Ontology annotation, molecular function: protein binding. The record is from RefSeq and is a predicted model, not a curated record. Lineage: Eukaryota; Metazoa; Chordata; Actinopteri; Siluriformes; Ariidae. The transcript has 9 exons.